This is a messenger RNA of Vitrella brassicaformis, 2614 nucleotides long. Lineage: Eukaryota; Vitrellaceae. The record is from the annotation of a GenBank genome assembly.
CUUUGUUCAAAGUCUUUAGAAAAACAGUUCUCCUUCGGUCAACAAGGAGCCGUUCCUUCACGCGGUCACUCUCUUGUCCGCUGCAGUGCAGUGUGCAUUCUCGAGGGCCUCUGCAGCACAAAACGUUGCUUAUUGGAGGGACAGCAGUUCACUCGUCGCUGACAGGAUGCUGACCCGCGCGCAGGUGAGGAGACAGAGGGGAAACGACCGCACGGACGGUGGGGGCGCCGUCUCAUCCUUUGUCACCGCAUGAGGAGCCCAUCCACGGCCCAAAAAUGCCUGCCUGUAGCCAUAUCGAGGCUGCCUGCAUGGCCUCAUUGUCGCGUUCGUUUUCUUCUGUGUGUGUGUGCCGACUUACGGUGCAGGCUGCCGCCAAAAAGGAGUUGGAGCGAGAGACCCAGGAAGCAGCUCAGCUCGCUGCAGUGGCCGCCGCCACCGGGGGCAUCCGCCUCUAUGACUUCAACCCCUUCGUCGAUGCCGAAGACGACGAGCCCCUCGACAAGGCCGCCCAGAGGCGACACAAGAAGAAGAUAUCCGCCCCCGAGAAAGACCAUCAAAGGGAUGUAAGGACGGGCACCAACCACAACAAAUCCAGAGGGGCAGCCGCACGGCAGCCCGCUGCGAGGAGGGGCCGGGUGAAGGGGAAGGGGAGUCGGGAGAUGGGGGAUGUCCAUAUGGGCGAAGGAGAGGGCGAGGAUGUCGAGAUGAUGGAUCAGGGAGAUAGCAAUAUGUUGGCGAGGGAGGCCAAGAAGCCCCCCCAUCAUGCCGCCGCCCAGCAGCGUCGGGCUGCCAAGGAAGAUAUGGAGAAGGAUGACAUCCACAAGGCAGCCCUCAUCGAGGGAGAAAAGGAAGAGGAGCCCCUCCGCAAGAAGAAGAGGAAGAGGAACAAGAAAUCCGUCGCCCGCGCCGCCAGCCAUGAUGCGCACGGAGACAUGGAGAUGGACGUCGUGGAGGCGAUGGGUGGAGGGAUGGCCCUCAAGACGGCUGUGGAGAGGGGCAUGUGUGACGCUGUCGAUGCUCUGCUAAAGCAACGACAGCAGCUGGCCGGCCAAGGCCUGCUCCACGCCCUCGCCGAGGCCAAGAGCGUCCCCGACGAAGACAAGGUGCGCAUCGCUGAGGCACUGCUGUCCGCUGACCCCUCCCUGGCCACCGAGACCGACUGCAACCUCCAGACGGCCCUCCAUCGUUUCUGUGAGCUGCCCCUGAAGGACCCCAAGCGGCAGGAGCAGCUGCUCGAUCUGCUGCACGCCAAGGGAGGAGCCGCCAUCAUCCACACUCAGGACGCCGAGGGCUGGCGCCCCCUGCACGUCGCAGCAGCGUCCCACCGCGGCCAUCAUGCGAGCGGCACUGCGACCGUCAAAUGGCUGUGCGGCCAUGGGGGCAAGGCGCACGUCAACGAGGCGGUAAAUGUGGACGGAGACGCCUUCGUGACGCCCCUGUCCAUCGCGGCUAUGCAUCCGGCCAUUCCGCUGACUCGUCUGCGCGUGUUGAUUGAGGAGGGCGGCGUGGGCAGCAGGCUGCCAGCGGAGGGUGAGAGUGAUGGCCAACAGCCGGCUGCAGGGAAAAAGAGGAAGCGCCUGUCGCCGGCAGAGGCGGCCAUGGAGACAGCGGGGAAAAGAAUCGAGAAGGUGCACAAGGAGGGAGGGAGGGAACAUGCUCUCAUGGUGCUUACUUUUGUGGCUGUCUGGGUGGUUGUCAGGUGAUUCGGGCAUCCAGGAGCAAGGAGGAGGCAGCGAGGCCCCGGGAGGGGAGGAAGAACAAACAGGAGGCCGAGGCCGAGGCAGCUCGGAUGCGUCGGAGCCGGUUGGGCCGUGAGUUGGAAAAGAUAGUCAACGACGCCCUCGGGCCGGUCCGCUGGCUGAAGGGCAAGGACGCCCCCCUCCUCAAGCACCUCGAGGCGGCCCACGGCGUCCCGGCUCAUGUGCUGGCUCAAGGCGUGAGCAAAGUCGCUGAGCCUCACAUGCAGGACAGCUAUGACAUCCCUGGUCUCAACGUGGACGGGGACACCAAGCACAAAAUCGCUGCCGACAUCCGACAGCAUAUCUUCUACGCAGCCUGGAUCAUCAAGGUGGGUCAGGCAAGAGGGAGCCACUAAGCCUUUUCCAUGUCUACAUGCUCUCUCGUAUGUGUGUGUGUGUACAGACCAAGGGCAACGAGCGUUUGGUGGGCAGCCCGGCCCGCGGCAUCGCACCGAACCCCAUGAAGAUGUGGACGGACAGCACGACGGGCGAGCGGCUGGACCUCUUGCAGCGAAUCGAGAGACGCCUUGGAUGGGCGUGAGUGAGUGAGUGAGGGAGGGAGGGAGGGAGGGAGGGGACGGACUGUGCAUGUGAUGUGAUGCGAUGUGUGUGCAUCGAUCGAUCGAGGGGCUGGUGAGUGAAUGAGUGAGUGAGUGUUGUUUGUCGACUCAUACAGACAGACAGACAGCCAGACAGACAGACAGACCUGUAUGUGUGCAGCAUUGGAUGGACCGGCAUCCUUGCUGUGCUGCAUUCAGUCAUGUGCUGUCGGGCGUUUGUGUAUUGUCAUGAAGGCGCCCAUGUACGUGUCGCCGCGUAUUCCGUCUCCGAGGGUAGAACGACGCGACACUUCUCUUGAGAUGCAUAUAUUACCU